This is a messenger RNA of Neopelma chrysocephalum (saffron-crested tyrant-manakin), 2522 nucleotides long. Its product is annotated as melanotransferrin-like. Gene Ontology annotation, cellular component: early endosome; plasma membrane; recycling endosome. The record is from RefSeq and is a predicted model, not a curated record. The transcript is spliced from 19 exons. NCBI's taxonomy places the organism in Eukaryota, Metazoa, Chordata, Aves, Passeriformes, Pipridae. Gene Ontology annotation, biological process: iron ion transport. Bases 240 to 2459 code for a protein of 739 amino acids.
CCUGUUAAACUGCUGAAGUCAGAAUUUCUCAGGUUUUUCGAGGUGAACAGCUGAUAGGAGCUGCACUACAAAGCAGCUUGGGGCACGAGUACAAGGCUCCUCGCACAUGCCAAGGACGGGGCCGAGGCAGCAGAGACAGCGGCGUUCACCAUGAAGCUUUGGUCAGCACUGUGGAAUUCCUGGUAUGAGAAGGCAGAGAGUCAGGGUAGAGAGAAGAUCCUUGCUGAGCUGCUGUAACCAUGAAGACAGUGAUUUUAAUCGUCCUAAUCAUCUUCUCUUCACUCUCCUCAGGAAAGAAAUUCCGCUGGUGCACCCUGUCUGACCUGGAGCAGAGGAAAUGUGCCGAGCUGUCCAAGGCACUCACGGCCGUGCUGCCCCUCGCCACUGCCAGUUCCUUUGCCAGGAUUUCUUGCAUCAGAGCCCACAAUACCUAUGACUGCAUUGAUAAAAUCAGAGCAAAUAAAGCAGAUGCUGCUUCCUUGGAUGCUGGAGAUGUUUACUCUGCUGUAAAACUUUAUGGUUUGGCAGUGGUGGCAAAGGAGAUCUAUGACCAAGGAAAUUGUGUGUUUGCUGUGGCCGUUGCCAAACGAGGAACUCUGGAUAUCCAGAGGCUGCGAGGUGUGCGCAGCUGCCACAAUGGAGCCAGGUGGACAUCGGGCUGGAAUAUUCCAUUUGGCUUCCUCCUUGCAAGAAAUGACCUUUCCUGGGAUGAGGCACAACCUCUGAGCCAAGCAAUCAGUGAGUAUUUCAAUGCAAGCUGCAUCCCUGGGGUUGGUGUUGCUGCUCCUCGACUGUGUGCUCUCUGCCAAGGACAAAAAUCCUAUGUCAGAGACAAGAACCACUUCUGUGAGACAAGCAGCAAUGAACCCUUCUAUGACUCCGAGGGAGCCUUCAGGUGCUUGAAGGAGGGGGUGGCAGAUGUUGCCUUUUUAGAUCAUCUAAGAAUUCUGAGUACCACAGAGUCAGAAGAACAGGAAUAUGAACUCCUGUGUCCUGAUGGGAGCACAGCUGAGCUGAGCCAGUACAGCACCUGUAACCUGGGCAAGGGGCCCGGCCGGGGCAUCGUCACCCGCAACAACUUCCACAAGAUCACCAACAAAUUCCUCAGCAUGAUCCAAUGCCUCUUUGGGCGAAAAGGGAAGGAAAGAGCCAGAUUUGAACUCUUCACUUCAGCUCCCUUUGGGGGAAAGAACCUGCUGUUCCGAGAUGCCACUCAGCACCUGCAGCUUCUUGAGGAGCAGCUGGAGAUUGCCUAUGUCCUUGGUCUGGAUUAUGUAGCUCUCCUUAAGGGACUGGGCCAUGAAGGGAGCUCUUUGGAGAACAGUGUCGUGCGCUGGUGCUGCAUCAGCGAUGCUGAGCUUCACAAAUGUGAGGAGUGGGCACUGAGCAUCAAAUCCGACCCCUUAGUCUGUGUCCAAGCAACUUCCAUGACCAAAUGCAUUGAAAUGAUCAAGAGCAGUGAGGCGGACGCGGUGACCCUGGACGCGACACACGUCUACAUCGCAGGGAGGUGUGGGCUGGUGCCUGUAGCUGCAGAGUGCUAUGGGGGAGAUUGUGCCCAAGCUGCUGAGAGCAUGGAGAAAACAGGAAAACUAAUUCAUGUUAAGCACAAAGCGCUGCCACCUGUUUAUGCUGUUGCCUUAGCUAAGAAAAGUGCCAAACAGAUUAACAUCCAUAACCUCAAAGGAAGGAGGUCCUGCCACAGUCACCUGUACAGUCCUGCAGGAUGGUUACUGCUGUCCAGAUACAUAAUGGGAGCUCUGGGGAAUGAUACCCAGAACUGUGACAUUGGCUCUGCUUAUCAGAAUUACUUCUGGAAGGGCUGCAUGCCGGGAGCAGAGGGCAACAUGUGCAAGGUGUGCAUUGGGGACAGUGAGGUGGAAGGGGCCCGAGUCUCCAGCAGAUGUGCUGCAGGUCACAAUGAACAUUACUAUGGCAACAUGGGAGCGCUCAGGUGCCUAGUUGGGAAUCCCAGUGGAAGAAGCUUUGGAGAUGUAGCUUUCCUGGAACACUCUAACCUGCUCCAGAACAUAGAAGAUCUGGACAGCUCUGGUUGGGCCAAAGGUUACACUGCCCUUGACUUUGAGCUGCUGUGCCCGGACGGGACCCGUGCGGCAGUCACCGAGUGGCCAGGGUGUCACCUGGGCCCCGUCCCCCCCAGCGCUGUCAUGACCCGCCCAGUCACUGUCACUAAGAUCUAUGACUUCCUGAUGCAAUCCCAGGAAUCUCUGGGAAGCAAAUUGGAUUCUGAAUUCCAGCUCUUUCAGUCGUGGAGGUUCGGUGGAAGUGAUCUGCUUUUCAAAGAUGCUACUCACUACCUCGUUCCUGCAAGUCACCUGAGCUAUCAGGAAAUCCUUGGAGAUUCUUUCAUCCAGCUGGCAGAAUCAGUGUUUAAUUGCACACCUGCAGGCAUCCUGGACUUCUGCAAACAGGAUAUCUGUGCCUCCUCAUCCAACUGACAGUGAUACAGAGGCUGUCCAAGGCACAUCACCACAUCGCCAUCAUUAUUGAAAACCAGGAAA